GCCAUGAAAGACAGCUCACCUUAUGAUAUUGAGAAAAUCAACCGCGACCACCGUAGGCACACGUCAGCGGAUAAUGAGUUAUGCUCUGAGGAGGUUCAUGUGCGAGGGGCUGUUGCGGCGCGUCUUGAAGGAGUCUACAGCCCUCGUUAUAUCAACUUUUUUUGCCAACUGCACUACGGACAGAACUAUCAGCAUCCCGAAUUAGAUAUAAGGGAAUUGCUGGAACAAGAAAAAAUGAUAGAGGCGCUGCCAGCUUCAACAAAUUUGUGCUCCGUUGCUGGUUGGAGAACAAGGUUGCUGACAAAACUGCGAAUGAAACUGACGGAGUUGGAAGAACAUUAUCAACGAAGUGUACACGGUGAUUGGAAUAGACAUCUUGAAGUUUUGAAAGGAGAUGGUCCAACAACAUCUGGUGUAAGUUUCACCUUCUUUGACGACCUACGUUUGGUGGAUGAUUUUUUUACCAAGGCCUACGAUGUUGCAAAAAAGAACAUUCUUUGUCAAUCGCGUAUACGUUAUCCCAUCCCUGCACUUCCUCGUCAAGUGGAUCUAGCCAUUCUGAGAUUAGUGUCGGACAUCAAAACGUUAAAUAAUUUUUGUUAG
Molecule: messenger RNA, 603 nt
Organism: Strongylus vulgaris
Lineage: Eukaryota; Metazoa; Nematoda; Chromadorea; Rhabditida; Strongylidae
Source: the annotation of a GenBank genome assembly